Cadophora gregata is the source of this 1014-nucleotide messenger RNA. RefSeq lists its product as uncharacterized. The coding region runs from base 1 to 1014 and encodes 337 amino acids. The record is from RefSeq and is a predicted model, not a curated record. Gene Ontology annotation, biological process: secondary metabolic process. Lineage: Eukaryota; Fungi; Ascomycota; Leotiomycetes; Helotiales; Ploettnerulaceae. The transcript has 2 exons.
AUGGUAUCUCUCACAGAUGUCCAAGCUUCCAACUCUCGGAUCUCCACCUCUCUCCCACCUGGUCUUGUUGCUGUAUUCGUAGGAGGUACCAGUGGAAUUGGCGAAAUAACACUCAAGACAUUCGCAAGGUACACCAAUCAGCCUCGCGCAUACAUCGUUGGCCGAUCCGAGACUGCAGCCGAACGAAUUAUUGCGGAAUGCAGGGUCAUUAAUUCUGAAGGCGAAUAUGUCUUCAUCAAAGCAGAUGUGAGCCUGAUGAAGAACGUGGACAAAGUCUGCGAUGAGAUCAAAGCGAAAGAGAAAGCUGUAAAUCUGCUGUUUUUGAGUGCGGGAUUCCCUAGUCUCGAUGGUGCAGAAACUUCCGAAGGACUGGUCGUGAUGUCAGCAUUGAUGAUCUACUCUCGUGCCAGGUUCAUCAUGGACCUCCUACCAAUUAUCAGAACGGCCCCUUCACUACGGCGCAUCAUCACAGUCGCGGGCGGUGGCCGAGAAGGCCAGAUAUAUCCAGAAGACUACCCAGCUCGGCAUUUGUCGUUCAUCAAAAUGCGCCCGCAUCUCAUCGCCCUGACCACGCUCAGCAUGGAAUCAUUGGCACGAGAUGCGCCAGAGGUUAGCUUCGUUCAUGACUACCCGGGCACGGUCAAAACUCCAUUAAUUGACAACGGUCUUGGAUUCAUUGGUGUGAUUCUGCGUGCUUGGAUUUUUCUCUUCGGCUGGUAUGUCUGUAUCCCGCUUGAGGAAUGUGGUGAGAGACAGUUGUUUUUGGCGACUAGUGCACGGUUUGCGCCCAAAGAGAGGGGGAAGGGCGCUGAUGGUGUGGAGGUGGGAGAUCAAUCUAUCGUCGCCAAGGGCUCAAAUGGCGAGGUGGGAAGCGGUGUGUAUUCUGUGAGCUCAGAUUGUGAAAGUGGGUCUGCGGCGUCUUUGAAGUUUCUGGAGCAAUAUCGAUCGCAAGGACUGGUUGAAGAUGUUGGAAACCACAUUAAUGGAGAGUUCAAGCGGAUCAUGGGGGAAUGA